Molecule: messenger RNA, 1259 nt
Organism: Hibiscus syriacus
Lineage: Eukaryota; Viridiplantae; Streptophyta; Magnoliopsida; Malvales; Malvaceae
Product: UDP-xylose transporter 1-like
Exons: 8
Coding region: 144-1166 (340 amino acids)
Cellular component (GO): Golgi apparatus
Molecular function (GO): antiporter activity; UDP-xylose transmembrane transporter activity
Source: RefSeq, a predicted model, not a curated record
CUCUCUCUCUCUGGUCUUUCUAUCUUUCUUUCUUUUUUCUCGACCCUUUUCUCCUGCGCUCUCACUACUGAGUUUCCUGGUGAUUUUAUGGAGUUUUAGCAACCCUGUGUCGAUAAUCUUUGUGAAUUUGUAUUCUUUCAAAGAUGGGGGAGAUGUCAAGCUUCCAAUUAGGUGUCAUUGGGGCCCUGUUUCUUUCCGUUGCAUCAUCUGUCUCCAUUGUCAUAUGCAACAAAGCUUUGAUGAGCAAUCUUGGCUUCCCUUUUGCUACAACACUCACCAGUUGGCAUCUCAUGGUAACAUUUUGCACCCUUCACGCGGCUCAACGAUCCAAUCUGUUUGAGAAUAAAUCAAUCGACAUGAAGACCGUGAUUCUCUUCGGCCUCCUCAACGGUGUUUCUAUCGGACUUCUCAAUUUGAGCCUUGGAUUUAACUCCAUUGGAUUUUAUCAGAUGACUAAACUUGCAAUCAUACCAUUCACUGUAUUAUUGGAAACAAUCUUCCUGAAAAAGCAAUUCAGCCAAAAGAUAAAGCUGUCCCUCUUCCUUUUACUUGUUGGAGUUGGCAUUGCCUCUAUAACCGAUCUCCAACUCAAUUUUGUUGGGACAAUCCUUUCUCUCCUUGCAAUUGCAACCACCUGUGUUGCACAAAUUCUGACAAACACCAUACAGAAGAGGCUGAAUGUCUCUUCAACCCAGCUGCUGUACCAGUCAGCCCCAUUUCAAGCAGCUAUUCUUUUUGUCUCAGGCCCUGUGGUAGACAAGUUCCUCACCAAGCAAAAUGUGUUUGCUUACAAGUAUUCCCCUAUAGUCUUGGCUUUUAUCAUGCUGUCGUGCAUUAUUUCAGUAUCAGUCAACUUUAGCACUUUUCUGGUUAUUGGGAAAACAUCCCCAGUUACAUAUCAAGUGCUGGGCCACCUCAAGACUUGCCUGGUUCUUACUUUGGGUUAUACGCUGCUGCAUGACCCUUUUACAGAAAAGAAUAUCAUCGGAAUCCUGAUAGCCAUUUUUGGCAUGGGUUUAUAUUCAUAUUUUUGCACCCAAGAGAACAAAAGGAAACAAGCCGAUCCAUUGGAGUAUCAGAUGAAAGACAAGGAAGAAACAUUGAUUCUGGCUGUCGAGAAAGAAGGCCAUGAAGUUAAAAAUUCAGACAAGGUUUCCCAUGUCUAAAGCAUAACAGGAUUUUAUGUAAUUAAGGUGGUGUUUCAAACAUUUUAUAUCUUCCCAGCAUAAAUGAAUUUCAUUCUUUAAAUAAACCACUCA